AUGCACCUUCCCCAUACCGCCAUCGUUCAAGUUGUCAAAGAUUAUUACGCUGGAGUUGACAGUAGGGAUGCCGAUCGCCUCGCCUCUCUAUAUCAUCCUUCGCGGUGCUCCCUUCAAUUUAAUGCCGACCCAGCGCUUGUUGGACUAGAAGCAAUUCGAUCCUUUUCGGCUAAUUUCUUCAACGCCGUCCUCAAAAUUCAACAUGAGAAAGUCGAAGUUUGGUCACAGCCAUUGUUAGGAGGCGUGCUACCUACCCGAGAAGAGAUGGAUGAUCAGGACACAAUAACAGUGGCGUCCACAGCUCUGCCAACAUUCACCGUGACUGGCAAUGACGGAAAACAAGCAGUUGUGACGGUCCCGGCCUGUUCAAUCUUCACCAUCCAUGCGCAGACAAAAAAGAUCGUACGUGUCCACAAUAUGUUCGACUUGAACAAGAUUUAUACCGCGAUGAAACCUGUCUAG
Spizellomyces punctatus DAOM BR117 is the source of this 462-nucleotide messenger RNA. RefSeq lists its product as uncharacterized. NCBI's taxonomy places the organism in Eukaryota, Fungi, Chytridiomycota, Chytridiomycetes, Spizellomycetales, Spizellomycetaceae. The coding region runs from base 1 to 462 and encodes 153 amino acids. The record is from RefSeq and is a predicted model, not a curated record. The transcript has 2 exons.